AUGUUUCUCAGAGCGUUAAGUGAGGCAGACAGUGAAUCUGAAUCAGAAAAAGAAUCCUCUACCAUCACAUCAAGUGGGUUCAAAAAUGUCCUUGAUGCUCCCGUGGUCCCUACAAUGGAGAUCCCAUUCUCAUCGCAGGAUGUCAUCUCUAGAAUUGAUCAAGCACAGCUCUGUCGAGCCAAAAAGGACAUUUCUAUUCAACUGAAUGACAUAUUGUGCAAUGUGACACGGAUAAUAAAUCGCUAUACUGUUGAUCAGAGCUUGGUCUUUGGAAAGAGAGCCUCCAUUGUAGAAUAUAACAGAAACCAGAGAUCCAAUUUUAUGGAACGAAUAUCUACUUUUUCUCAUACUCUUGAAGUUAGAGAAAAGAUUCUUGCUCAAAUCCUGGCCUGGCUGGAAGAAUGGAGUGUCAUUUUGUCUAAUGUUACUACAACUGAGGUUGAAGAACACAGUCACUGGGUAGCACAAAUGGAGAUAUUACCAGCGACACUCAGAGCUAUUGAGAGCUAUGUCAAGAUACUGAGUAAAAUUAGUCUGUCCCUGUUUGAAGACAAGAAGAGACAAAAGAAAAAAACAAUAUCUAGAGGUACUCUAUGGAAACCUUGGAAAGAAAGGGUUACAAAGCGACCUGCAACAGCCCAUGCUUUAAGACCAGAUCAGAUGAUUAGUGAUGAAUUUACAACAAAUGCAAAGGUUUCAGAAAUCCGAGAUAUGCUACAGGAACUUGUAGGCUCGUCACUGUUUAGUAAAAUGGAAAACAAUGCUAUUAAAUACAUGUCAUCAACAAUAACUAACCUUUCUGAAGCUUUGCAUAUAGUAAAUGAAGAGUUAAAAAUUCAACUACCAAGUGACAAUAUACUUUUAGAUGAGACAGAUAAAACAGAAAAACAGUUCUCUGUAAAAAUAAUAGAAGAUCUUAGCGAAAAAAAUGAAAUACUUCAACAGCAACUUCAAAACGCAGAAGAAAAAUGUGAACAACUUAUUCGAUCCAAAGGUUUUCUAGAACAACAGUUACAAGUAUUAGCAGCAGCAUCCUUGGAAGUGUUGCCUAAGCCUUCUCAACAGUCAUCUGUGUCCCUUGUCAAAGAGGAUAAUAUAGAGGACAGUAUGGACGCUAUUUUGGCCAAGGAAUUUGAAAUUAUUGCAGAUGAGAGUCCAAAAAAGGGGACCAAAAGCCCUGGAAUCAAAUGGGACCUAGCUAUUUCACAUGCAGUUCAAGAUAAAAUGACUCCACAUUCAAUUAAACAACAGCGUACUUUACCUGAUAAAACCCACAAACUAUCUCCUGAAGUUAUCACUGAAGAUAAAGCUGGUAUCCAUCAAAAAGACAAGAUUGACCAGUAUCAAUCACAAAAUAGAAUGCGCAUAGAAAAAACACACAUGGGUGAAACCUCUGGAUCAAAACUGAGUGAUGAGAAAGGUGAACAAAAAGAUUCAAGGGACAAACCUGAGCCACAUGCACUGGGAAAGAAGGGAAAAGUAAUAAAACCCCCUUCUGAAGCCAAAUCAAAGUUAACUACUGAAUCAAAAGGCCAAUACACACCUACUGACUCUUCCUCUAUUGUAACAAGGAGACAAAGUGACAAAAGUGUAGCAGGUAGUAAGUGGGAGAGACUCAGGGUCAAACCUUAUUAUCAAGCUGACAGAAGAAAAUUUUCUUCAGAGCUUUCCACAAGUGAGUCAAAGGACAAAGAGAGCAAAACUGAAAUGAGUAGCCCAGCAGAGUCAUUCAGGCCCAUUCAAUUUGAGAAGAUGAAAGAAAAGACACACCAUAUUUCUCCAGAAAGAAAAACUGAGGAGAAAGAAAUGUUAGCCUUACCCAAACAGGCCAAACCACAUGAACUUGUCAAAUCAUAUUCAAGAACAGCUAAAAAGACUUCAGAAUUUGCAAGCACAGUCAGCAAACUCAGUGAACAGAGCAGCCUAGAGGAAUUUCAGAAAACCAUAAUGACUUUCCUAAAAGAAAAAAUUGAUAAUGUAGGAAAACCUUUUGAUCAAAAGACUGAGCUGACAGAAGAGUUAUUAUUAAAAAGAGCAGAAGCCAAAAAAUUAGGAAUCAUAAAGGACAAAUUGGAGGAAUACUUCCAAAAGGUGGCUGAAAUCAUUACUAAAACCCUGAAGAAAUACAAAGAUAUGAAAAGGGCAGGACAAGAUGGCGAGAAACUGAAGCAAUCAAAAGAGGUAGGCUCAUUUAGGCCAGAAUUACAGACUCAAAAGACAUCAACUAGUGCAAAGUCUGAAAUUAGCACCUUCCUCUCACAUGAAAACAUGGAUCCAAUAAUUAACAACUUAGUACAAAUGAUCUUGACUGAAAUAGAAAGUGACAGAGAUGUUCCGGUAGUCUCAAUAUUAGGGAGAGACCACAAAGAGAAAGAACAAAGGCUUGGGGAAUAUUUGCAAGGGAGUAAAAAAAGUUCCGUCGUGAAUCUCAAACAACAGUUGCGAGGUAAAAAAGAUCUCUGGAAGGAAAGCCUUGAGAUGGUAUAUAAGAAUUUGGAGAAGGAAAAGACAGAGCAUCAGAUGAAAGUGGGAAAGCAAUUCCAAGAGAAACAGAAACCCUGGCAUGAAAAAGAGGCGAGGAAGGGACAGCAAAAACAAUGGACUGAGCAGGUACAGAAACAAAAGCAAAGGGGAAAGGAAGAAGAAUGGUGGCAGAUGAAAGAGAAAGUAAUACUCUUAAAGGAGGAGGAGAAAAUGAAGCAGGUUCCGGAGGAAGCAAGACAGCUAGAGCUUACAAGAAGAUGGGAGAAACAGGAGGAGAAGCAAAAGUUGAGAACAAGUUUUGAAAGACAGAGGCAGAAAGAGGUGAUGGAUCAGGUGACAAUUAAGGAGAAAAAACCUGAAGACCUAGAAAGAAUGUUACCAUCUGACAACAUCCAAUCUUCUGGGCAGAAGAGCAUGCUAAAAGAUGCAUCACACUUCUACCCAAGAAAAGAGAUCCAAACAAGUCCAAAGUCAUUUGAGAUUCUUCCUGAUGGACAGCACACCACACCAAUCAUUCCUCCCACUUCUAUGCAGUCCUCCCCACCUGAGGUCUUCCCUGGUCUUGGAGACUCUCACUCAAAGUGGACCACUCUCUCUCCUGAGCAGGCCCAGGCGUUAGGGAUGACCCUCGACACCACUCAGGCCCAAGAGCAAAGAAUCACUUUUGCCCCCAAACAGGCCCAAACAGAAACAAUCACUUUGACCCCUAGACAAGCUCAGUCACUAGGGAUGACCCUCACCCCUGAGGAGGCUCAGACACUGGGUAUUACCCUCACCCCUCAACAAACCCAGACAAGGGGGGUCACCCUCACCCCUGAGGAGGCCCAGGGAAGGGGGGUCACCCUCAACCCUGAGGAGGCCCAGGAAAGGGGGAUCACCCUCACCCCUCAGCAGGCCCAGGCAUUGGGGGUCACCCUCACCCCUCAGCAGGCCCAGGCACUGGGGAUCGCCCUCACCCCUCAGCAGGCCCAGGCACUGGGGGUCACCCUCACCCCUCAGCAGGCCCAGGCAAGGGGGGUCACCCUCACCCCUGAAGAGGCCCAGGCAAGGGGGUACAGCCUCACCCCUGAAGAGGCCCAGGCAUUGGGGAUUGCCCUUACCCCUCAGCAGGCCCAGGCAUUGGGGAUCGCCCUCACCCCUCAGCAGGCCCAGGCACUGGGGGUCAUCCUCACACCUGAAGAAGCCCAGGCAAGGGGGAUCACCCUUACCCCUCAGCAGACCCAGGCAAGGGGGAUCACCCUAGCCCCUGAGGAGGCCCAGGCAAGGGGGGUCACCCUCACCCCUCAGCAGGCCCAGGCAUUGGGGAUCACCCUCACCCCUCAGCAGGCCCAGGCACUGUGGGUCACCCUCACCCUUGAAGAAGCCCAGGCAAGGGGGGUCACCCUUACCCCUCAGCAGACCCAGGCAAGGGGGAUCACCCUCACCCCUCAGCAGGCCCAGGCACUGGGGGUCACCCUCACUCCUGAAGAAGCCCAGGCAAUGGAGGUCACCCUUACCCCUCAGCAGACCCAGGCAAGGGGGAUCACCCUAACCCCUGAGGAGGUCCAGGCAAGGGGGGUCACUCUCACCCCUCAACAAGCCCAGGCACUGGGGAUUGCCCUCAGCCCUCAGCAGGCCCAGGCACUGGAGAUCACUCGUACCCCUGAGGAGGCCCAGGCAAGGGGGGUCACCCUCACCCCUGAGGAAGCCCAGGCAAGUGGGAUCAACCUCACCCCUGAGGAGGCCCAGACAAGGGGGGUCACCCUCAUCCCUGAGGAGGUCCAGGCAAAGGGGGUCACCCUCACCCCUGAGGAGGCCCAGGCAAGGGGGGUCACCCUCACCCCUCAGCAGGCCCAGGCACUGGGGAUCACUCUCACCCCUGAGGAGGCCCAGACACUGGGGAUCGCCUUAACCCCUCAGCAGAUCCAGGCAAGGGGUGUCACCCUCACCCCUGAGGAGGCUCAGGCACUAGGAAUCACUCUCAUCCCUCAACAGGUUAAGGCACUGGGGGUCACCCUCACCCCUGAACAAGCAAUGGCACUGGUGAUUCCUUUCAUACCUGCACAGGCACAGGAAUUAAGGAUUGGUCUUACACCAGAGCAGACCCAAGCAUUGGGGAUCACUCUCACCACUGAGCCGGUGUAUGAAUCGGGGUUCCCUCUUACUCCUGAGCAGGCUCAGUCAUUGGGGGUCCCUCUCAGCUCUGAGCAGUCCCAGGCUUUAGGGGUUCCUCUCACUAAAGAGCAGGCCAAGAAAUUGGGGGUCCCUAUCACUCUGGAAGAUAUUCAAGGACUACAAACUCUUAAGCAGACCCAUAUUCUGGGGGUUACUCCCUCUCCUGAACAGGUCCAGGCAACAGGGAUCUCAUUAAGUCUAAGAGUUCCUCUUACUGUGGGACGAGCCCAGGAAUUGGGCAUCCCCAUCACCUCAGAGAAUGCCUGGGUGUCAACCGCCACGCCUACCCUUAAGCAGGUCCAGGCCUUGAGGCCCUUUAUUACUUUAGAGCAGGCUAAAGCAUUGGGGAUUCCUCUCACUCCAGAACAGUUUAGGGAAUUAGGGAUCCCUCUAGCCUCAGAUAAAGCCCAUGAGUUGGGAUUGUCCUUUAUCCCUGAGGAAGUUCAACCUUUGUGGGGCCCCGCUAUCCCAGGACAGGCCCUGACAAUGGGUAAUACUCUCAUGCCUGAGCAAGACCUAAAAUCAAGAGCUCCUUCCACUGGUGAGCAACCCUCACAACUCUGGACUGGUCCUCCUUCAAGACACACUCCAGAAGUUAGUGAUCAAGCCUUCACACCAAGUGCUUCUAACAUUUCUAAGCAGUUCCCCAUAUUAGCUCCUCCUACUGUUACACCAUUUCAAGAAUUGAAGGCGCCUGUCUCCCCCAGGCAACUCUUUACAUCAAGAUUUUCUCUAAGCCCUAGGCAGUUCAUGGCAACAUCUGUUAUUCCUGAGACAUCCUCUAUACUUGGGAUCUCUUCUCCUUUGCACAUAUCAAGACCUUCUCUCACCAAAUCCCCCUAUUCUUUUGAGAGAACCCUAGUAAUUGGAACUGCUUCUGACUCUAAGAAGUUACUAACACCACAUACCCUUCCUUCCUCUACGAGUCGACCCAUGCCUAAGAAGUUCCUGGCACCAGAGGUCCCUCCUACACCUAGGCAGUUCUUUAUAUCCAAAGACUCUUUCAUUCCCCAGUCACCCCCAAUAUUAAAGCCUUCUCUCCCUUGCAGGGAAUCUAUACCUGAAGUCCCAACAGCCUCUAGACAGAUUCCCAGUCUCUCUCCUGGGCAGCCUUUGGUCUCUGGAGCUCAUUCCAUCUCUGAGGAAUUCCUGAAAUCUAGACCCUUUACCCCUGCUGAGUUGCCCCAGGUAUUCCAGACCCCUCUGUGGGGCCCUUCUACUCAUGGGCAGCACCUGGCAUCAUGGAUCCAUCCCACUCCAGGGCAACUUUCCCCACUACAGGUCCCUCAUGCCCAUGGACAACCCCCCACAUUAUGGGCUCCUCCAAUUCCCAGAAAACCCCAGGAAGAUUUAACCUCUUCUGUCACUGAGAAAAGUAAGAAAGAAUUGGAAAUUAUUUCUUCUCUGGAAUCAAAAUCAGCAGUGGUCACUCCCACUGCUCCAAAGUUCCAGCCACCACCAGUUCCUCUCACCACUAAGAAGUUACAAAUGCCAGAGGUAUCUGACACUUUUGAAGAAUCCCAGCUGCUUCUUUCAAAAGAUCCUUUUGCCAUGAAACAAUUUAGAACAAUUCAGCCCCAUCUCACCGAUUACAUGAGGACACCAGUAUCACAAAUCCCUUACGUUGGUGAAGGAGCCCUUUCCACUCUCUUGAAGCCUAUAACAUUACUACCUUCUCUUGCUACUCAACCACCCAAAACAUCUCAGGUCUCACUUUCUGAAUGGGACCAGAAAUCCAGAUUUCCUCCUAUAGACAAGUCCUGGAUACUGAGUUCAAUUUCAGCUACCAAGAAACCCAAGAUAAUCGUGCCUCCUUCCUCUCCACAAGAUCUUGAAGAGAAGUAUUUUGUUGAUGUGAAGGCUCAGAGGAAAAACCUGGUGCUCUUAAAUCAGGCCACAAAAACUUCUGGAUUCCCUUCACAGCUGUACGCAACAGUUAGGACACUCAUAAUUGAGACACUUCAUUCAGAUGCAGUUCGGCUGGGAUACCUAUUCCGCAAGUACAUUGCCUAUCGGCUGAUCCAACGUGCCAGAAAAAACCUACUCAAACGAUUAAAAGCUAUCCAAAACACUGGGAAAGGCUAUGAGACUCAGGAUCUCUACAAAAUGCUGGGUCGAACUGAUGACUACCAGAAAAAGGUGAUGCAAAUCUGGACAGAGAAACAGAAAUCUUUAGAGCAGAAACGGAAUCAGUGCCUAAGGAAAAUGAUGUGCUUAUAUAGUCAGCUCCAAGAGACGUAUAAAUUGAACCUUAGUCAACCUACAGUGAUCACCAAUGAAAAACAGAUACUUGCCUCUACUAAAUUCAUUCACCAACCAUUCCUAGAGCUAUUAACAGAAGAAAACAGAAAAUCUAACUCAUUCGGGAAAUAUAAACAACAAAAGGAUCCUAUGGAGGCCAUCUGGAAUGUUGAUUUAUCUGCUACAAGCUACCCAAUAGCAGAGAAGACAUCGAUGCAUUCACUUUGGGCCCAGCUGGGUGGGUACCCAGAUAUUCCUAGGCUGCUUCAGCUAGAUGUCCACUCUACCUUCAGAAAAUCUCUUGCAUCCAUUCAAUCACAAAACUUAGAACGAGGUGACUUCAACAGCCUCAAAGGAUCUUGUCACGAACUUCUAUGA
This is a messenger RNA of Chrysochloris asiatica (Cape golden mole), 7257 nucleotides long. It is a transcript of the gene FAM186A, whose product is annotated as family with sequence similarity 186, member A. The record is from RefSeq and is a predicted model, not a curated record. The transcript has 12 exons. Bases 1 to 7257 code for a protein of 2418 amino acids. NCBI's taxonomy places the organism in Eukaryota, Metazoa, Chordata, Mammalia, Afrosoricida, Chrysochloridae.